AUGCCCGGACGCCUAGACCCAAUGUUUCAAAUCAUCGAAAGAGCCCAGGCUCUGAUCCCUCGUGGCAAUAGCUUCUAUCGACUUGCGCGAGACCUUGGCUUCAAAAAAGAAUACAAAAAAGCCAAAGGCAUGACUGAGCAGCUCGAAAGACUCAUAUCGCCGCCAGCUCCUGGGCGACGAGCAGAGGCGAUGAUCGGCACCGUCCAGAGCAUGUGGUAUGCUCUACGCACCCGGCGCGGCCUGCGCUGGAAGUCCAUUCAAGCCGUCGAUAAGCUGUGCGACGAGUUGCUUGCCCUUCUGAUGGGAGAGGAGAAGAGAGAGCUCUAUCGGAAGAUGGACAGUAAGAUAGCCAUGUGGAACGGGUUCAAAAGGAGGAUCGAGGAUGAUGAGAAUUAUCGGGUUUCUGGUGGGAGGGUUGCCACGCCAAGUAUAGAGGACGAUGAUGACCCUGAGAUGUCUGGUGGCAGCUUGGAUGUUGAAGAUUAUCGCGGUGCAUCAGCUGAAAGGACCGUUGCGCCGAGAGUCGAGAGUGAGAAUGUUGAUCAACGGGGAUUUCCCGUCAUGCCUAAAGGCUGGUGA
Messenger RNA from Fulvia fulva, 579 nucleotides. RefSeq lists its product as uncharacterized. Bases 1 to 579 code for a protein of 192 amino acids. The record is from RefSeq and is a predicted model, not a curated record. The transcript has a single exon. Lineage: Eukaryota; Fungi; Ascomycota; Dothideomycetes; Mycosphaerellales; Mycosphaerellaceae.